UCAUCCGAUCCAACACCACUGCCUUGGUUAGCUUCUGCUGCCGUAAUUGUCUCGAGGGCUGCUUAACUCCUGCUUAUCGUGUUUUUGACGACGAUCGAAAUACUGCGUGUGCUUUGAAGGGACUAUUUCAUUUUCUGGGAAUCAUACAAGACCUGGAUAUAAUACGAAGGUUUCGGUCGUUUGGAUCGAGGUGUGUGUGUGUGGAGCUCGCCUGUCUUCUUGGUUGGCUUGGGAAAAGCCACUGCGUAUCAAAUAGCAGGUGUUAAAGAUGCUGCAGUGAGUUCGGAGCUGAAUCUCAACUGAAGCCUCAGCAUGUCUAUACUGCUGAUGGUGGGUGUGGUGACGUGGGGGGCCCAAGUGGGGGUUGGGGUCCAGGGGGCCAAGUGUCCCGGAGGGGUGCUUGAUAACUGCCCUACCCAGCAGAGCAACACCUCCGGUGGGGGUGAGACCUACAGGGCCUACUGCUACACCGCCCAUAUCACCUCGACCCAGCUCCAGGGCCUGCCCUUCGGAGGGGUGCCCACCGUCUUCGCACUCGGCUUCAUGUGCUUCCUGGUACUCCUGUUUGUAUUCUCCAUCUUGAGGAAGGUAGCGUGGGACUACGGCCGCUUGGCGCUGGUCACUGAUGCAGACAGACGGAGUCAGCGAUACAGCCGUCUGGACGAACAGGAAUAUGUGGCGUCUGCCAUGACGUCAGCGCUUCCCGAUCGCUACGAACGCCUGACCUCUGUCUCCAGCUCAAUGGACUUUGAGCAGAGAGCCAACGGCUUCUGCUCCUGGUUAACAGCCAUCUUCCGCAUAAAGGAUGAGGAGAUCAGGGAGAAGUGUGGGGAGGAUGCUGUGCACUACCUCUCCUUCCAGAGGCACAUCAUUGGUCUGCUGGUGGUGGUGGGCGUGCUCUCAGUGGCCAUCGUCCUGCCCGUCAACUUCUCAGGAAAUCUAUUGGAAAAUGAUGUCUACAGUUUUGGGCGCACCACUUUAGCCAAUCUGGAUGCCAAUAACAUGCUGCUGUGGCUCCACACCACCUUUGCGUUCCUCUACCUGUUGCUGACCGUGUACAGCAUGAGACGGCACACCUCCAAGAUGCACUACAGAGAGGACGAUUUGGUGAAACGCACUUUAUUUGUCAAUGGGAUCUCCAAGUAUGCAGAGGAGAAGCACAUCAAGCAACACUUUGAACAGGCCUAUGAAAACUGCUGCGUUCUGGAGGCUCGUAUCUGCUACGAUGUGGCCAAGCUGAUGUCCCUCAACUCAGAAAGGAAGAAGACCGCGCGUAGCAAGAAGUUCUUUACAGACCUGCAGUCCAAGGAGCACAUCCCUACCAUGAUCAACCCCAAACCCUGUGGUCACCUGUGCUGCUGUAUCAUCAAGGGCUGUGAGCAGGAGGAGGCAGUGAGUUACUACACCAAGCUGGAGUCCAAGCUGAAGGAGGAGUACAGGAAGGAGAAGGAGAAGGUCAACAGUAAGCCAUUGGGAAUGGCCUUCGUUACCUUCCAGAACGAAGCCAUGACCGCCAUUAUCCUGAAGGAUUACAAUGUGUGUAAGUGUCAGGGCUGCCACUGUCAGAGGGAACCCAAGUCUUCCUCCUUCAGCCAGCACCUUCACACGUACUCCUGGACGGUCGGCUACGCACCAGACCCACAGAACGUCUACUGGGAGCAUCUGUCAGUCGGAGGGUUCCCCUGGUGGCUGAGAUGCUUCAUCAUCAACUGUAUCCUCUUCCUCCUCCUCUUCUUCAUCACAACCCCCGCCAUCAUCAUCUCCACCAUGGACAAGUUCAUUGUCACCAAGCCUUUCAAGUACCUCAACAACCCCAUCCUGACCCAGUUCUUCCCCACCCUGCUGCUGUGGGCCUUCUCCGCCCUGCUACCCACCAUCGUAUACUACUCGGCCUUCUUCGAGGCCCACUGGACACGGUCUGGAGAGAACAGGACAACCAUGCAUAAAUGUUACACCUUCCUCAUCUUCAUGGUCUUACUGCUGCCCUCUCUAGGACUCAGCAGUCUGGAUGUUUUCUUCCGAUGGCUGUUUGACAAGCGCUUCCUGGCUGACGCUGCUGUGAGGUUUGAGUGUGUGUUCCUGCCUGACAACGGGGCGUUCUUUGUGAACUAUGUCAUCGCGUCGGCGUUCAUCGGUAACGCCAUGGAUCUGCUGAGGAUCCCUGGUCUGCUCAUGUAUAUGACCCGGUUGUGUCUGGCUCGCUCUGCUGCCGAGAGACGCAACGUCAAGAGGCACCAGGCGUAUGAGUUCCAGUUCGGGGCGGCCUAUGCCUGGAUGAUGUGUGUCUUCACUGUGGUCAUGACAUACAGCAUCACCUGUCCAAUCAUCGUCCCCUUCGGUCUGAUGUACAUGCUGUUGAAGCACCUGGCAGAUCGCUACAACAUGUACUAUGCCUACCUUCCCUCCAAGCUGGACAAGAAGAUCCACUCUGGGGCCGUCAACCAGGUGGUGGCAGCACCCAUCCUCUGUCUCUUCUGGCUCCUGUUCUUCUCCACUCUCCGCACAGGUUUCUCCGCCCCUACCUCUAUGUUCACCUUCAGCGUUCUGAUCAUCACCAUCAUCGUCUGCUUGUCCCAUGUCUGCUUCGGACACUUCAAAUAUCUCAGCGCUCACAACUACAAGAUUGACGUGGAGAAUGUGGAUGGGGUGGAGAACGGUCGUCCAGCACGAACCUCUCCCUCCAAUAAGUCAGCACAGAUGUACAUUGCCUCGGUGCUCCAGGAUCCCAGCUUAGACGAGCUGGGUUCGGCUGGCAGCGGGGUCAGCGAAGGCUCGCAGGACGAGGAGAUCAUCCAAGUGGGGAACAGCCUCAAUGAGGCCGACUUCCAGAUUGACGUGGAGAAUGUGGAUGGGGUGGAGAACGGCCGUCCAGCACGAACCUCUCCCUCCAAUAAGUCAGCACAGAUGUACAUUGCCUCGGUGCUCCAGGAUCCCAGCUUAGACGAGCUGGGUUCGGCUGGCAGCGGGGUCAGCGAAGGCUCGCAGGACGAGGAGAUCAUCCAAGUGGGGAACAGCCUCAAUGAGGCCGACUUCCAGAGUGGCGAGGACAGUCUUCUCGCUAACGAGGUGCGGCACUGACGUGAGGGGAUGCCGGAGACGGUUGUCGGGAUGGAGACAGAGGACGGGGAGAGAGAAGAAGAAGAGACUAAUUUGUAAUGUGACCGACAGGAUGGAUGCAUUGAUCUAGUGAAUGAAGCUACGGAGCUGAAACGGACUGACAGACAGCUCUAUGAGACGUGAAGAGACCACUAAACCUUAAACACCUUGAGUCAAGAGAGAGGGACUAUUUCUCUGUCUACACUAACGAACACAGCAACACAAAUACCUUUCUCAUGCCUUUCACUCCUCUUCAGCUUAGGCCAUGGACAACAGUUCUCCAGCAUAUCAUCUCCCCCCAGAGACUACACUAACACCAAAAUGCAAAGACGAGAGAGAGAGAGAGAGAGAGAGAGAGAGAGAGAGAGCAAUGGACUACUGUCUACAU
Messenger RNA from Salvelinus namaycush (lake trout), 3484 nucleotides. Its product is annotated as CSC1-like protein 2. Lineage: Eukaryota; Metazoa; Chordata; Actinopteri; Salmoniformes; Salmonidae. Gene Ontology annotation, cellular component: plasma membrane. Gene Ontology annotation, molecular function: calcium-activated cation channel activity; nucleic acid binding. The transcript is spliced from 27 exons. The record is from RefSeq and is a predicted model, not a curated record. Bases 313 to 3078 code for a protein of 921 amino acids.